UGCAGGCCCUGGCUGGAUAUGUUGAUCCAGGCACUAGCCAAAUGGCCAGAUUUCCAAAUGGACCACUCCCCUGCAGAUCUCCUGCCCAGAAAGAUCCAAGACCUAUGGCUCCUAUUGCUAUGGAAUAUUCCAACAACCAAAGACCUGGAACUCUGCAGAGGUGCUUGGGUGUGGUUACAGCAAACCCUGUACCAGCUGAACUGUCAGAGCCUGCCCUCAGGUCAUCUCUUGUCCUUGAUGAAUGAGUCAGAAGCUGCUUUUGUGGCUGCCCUGGCCACUCAGAGUUUAGGAGAGAAUCGGAGUCACCUCUGGAUUGGCCUUCACGACCCCUCCCAGAACAUCUGCUGGCGCUGGAGUGACAAUGCCACACUGACUUUAGUUACCUGGGAGAAAGGAGCCCCCACUAAAACCACCCUCAAGUUCUGUGUGAGUCUGUCUCCACGCUCAGGGUUUCUACAAUGGAAGAAUCAACACUGUAAUGAGGAGCUCCCCUUUAUCUGCAAGUUCUCAGCCUAGAGUGGGGGCUGGAGGGAGGAGGGAGCUGAUCAUGAAGUCACAGAGGAGCUAGGAGUGGACUCAGAGGACCAGGGGG
Molecule: messenger RNA, 592 nt
Organism: Phascolarctos cinereus (koala)
Lineage: Eukaryota; Metazoa; Chordata; Mammalia; Diprotodontia; Phascolarctidae
Source: RefSeq, a predicted model, not a curated record